This is a messenger RNA of Closterium sp. NIES-65, 1986 nucleotides long. The record is from the annotation of a GenBank genome assembly. Lineage: Eukaryota; Viridiplantae; Streptophyta; Zygnematophyceae; Desmidiales; Closteriaceae.
AUGAGUCUUGUUUUGAGUCGACUCAAAACACGACUCAUUUCACGUGGUGGUUGGACCACUGGCCGGGGAGACGUCGUGGAGUGGCUAAAGGUAGGUGGAAGUGGGUCUCACUUGCUGCCUUUUCACCCUUGUCCUUUUGCCACUGGUCCCGCCCCACCUCUCUCUCUCUUUCUUCCUCUUCUCGUCGUCCAAUGGAGUUUCCUGGUGGGGUUCAUGCCUAAAGAGGGCUUGGUGCUGCACGCCCUGGUGUACGACGACGGCAGCAGUGGCAAGAGAGGCACUUACCUCCUACCCCUUACCCCCUUUUCCCUCCCUGCUCCCCCUUCCCUUCCAGUGGAGUUUCUGGGUGGGAUUCACACCAAAAGAAGGCCUGGUGCUGCUUUGGCAUACAACGAUAGCAGCAGCGGCAGGAGGGGCAUUGCAUACCGGCUGAGUGUAUGUGAGAUGGUGGUGCCGUAUGGCGACCCCCACGAGCGCCACUUCACUCCCCUUACUCUCCUCCCGUCCUCCAUUUUUCUAUCCCUUUCCCCCUUCCACUCUCUCCCCUACUCCCCCCAAAUGCCCGCCUUCUCCUUCCCCUGCUCCUUGAGAGAGAAGCAAGGGAGGGAGGACGGGCUGGGGAAGAAUGCCCACUGUCUGAAGAAGGUGCGUGCUGUUAGAAGAGGUGGUGGUGUUGCAGUGUGUGGGUUUGCUGGUGGGGUUGCUGGUUGGGGAUGGUGGUGGGGGGGUUCCUGUCGGGUUGCUGUGGAGAUGCUGGUGGGGGAUGCUGGUGGGGGCUAUGACUGUCUGGACUUCAUCCGCUACUUCGACACACACAUGAGCAACUUCAUCGGAGGGGUGGAGACGAUAGAGAAAGGGCUCUCCCAUACCCCACCCCCCUAUCCCCACCAGGGCUGCAAUUGUUUAGGCUUCAUCCGCUACCUUGAUGCACACAUGAGAAACCUCCUGGGUGGCGCCUGCGAUUGUCUGGGCUUCAUCCGCUACUUCGAUGCGCACAUGAGCAACUUUCUCGGCGGCGUCGAGACGAUAGAGAACGCCGUGUGCAUGCAUGAGGAGGAAUAUGGCAUGCUCUGGAAGCACGUGGACUGGUGCUCGAGACACGCUGAAGUGAGGCGAUCAAGAAGGCUCGUGCUGUCGUUUCUCUGUACGAUUGGGAAUUACGACUAUGGCUUCUUCUGGUAUCUCUACCAGGUAGGACGGCAAGAUCGAGGCUCAAAUCAAGCUGACGGGGAUCUAAUCAGUGGGAGCGUUGAGGGAGGGCGAGGAGAGGAGGUACGACACGUUGCUGGCACCGUGGCUGUACGCUCCCAUCCACCCCUCUCAUUCCUCCACUCCCCCCAUUCAUCCCACUCCCCCCAGUCCCCUACUCUCUCCACUGCCCUCUCAUUUCUCCUCCCCCCUCCCCUUCCUCCUCUGCUCUCUCUCCACUCUUCCACACCACAAGAUGGCAAGAUCGAAGCGCAAGUAAAGCUGACGGGCAUUCUGUCGGUGGGCACUCUGAGGGAGGGCGAGGAGAGGAGGUACGGGACGUUGCUGGCGCCAGGGCUGUAUGCUCCUAUUCACCAGCACUUCUUUGUGGCUCGCAUGGACAUGGCUGUGGACUGCCGCCCGGGGGAGGCGGCUAAUCAACACUUCUUUGUGGCUCGCAUGGGCAUGGCUGUAGACUGCCACCCGGGCGAGCAGGCUAACCAGCAGGUGGUGGAGUUAUUCCUUGCCGCUGCCCACCUCCCCCUGCCCACCUCCCCCUGCCCACCUCCCCCUGCCCACCCCCCCCUGCCCACCUUCCCCUGCCCACCCCCCCCUGCCCACCUCCCCCUGCCCACCUCCCCCUGCCCACCUCCCCCUGCCCACCUUCCCCUGCCCACUCCCCCCUGCCCACCUCCCCCUGCCCACCUCCCCCUGCCCACCUCCCCCUGCCCACCUCCCCCUGCCUACCUCCCCCUGCCCACCUCCCCCUGCCCACCUCCCCCUGCAUGCGGGAUGUGA